This is a messenger RNA of Fragaria vesca subsp. vesca, 1130 nucleotides long. RefSeq lists its product as uncharacterized. The record is from RefSeq and is a predicted model, not a curated record. Bases 58 to 912 code for a protein of 284 amino acids. Lineage: Eukaryota; Viridiplantae; Streptophyta; Magnoliopsida; Rosales; Rosaceae. The transcript has a single exon.
GUAUUGAGUAGGGCAGCUCCACAUUGAGAGCUCGUUGCUCCCCAACUUUGACCCGCCAUGGAUUUCUCCCACCACCACCUCUCCGACUCCGACGAAGACUCCGCGGUAGACGACCUCCUAUCCCAAGCCAAAGACCACAUCGUCCUCGAGCAGCUCGCCGCCAUCAACUGCUCCUCCCUCACCGACGACUCCGUCCUCCCCACCCACCUCGAGUCCCGCUUCUCCAAACUCAAGUCCUUCCCGGCCUCCAAGCCUAAGUCCUCCGCCACAACCACCGCCUCUUUCCGUCGGAAUGAAAACCCAGAUGAGAAAAAGGUCCCUACUCCGAAAUCACAAUCUGGGUAUGUCUCGCCGCCUCAGGAAUCGCCGGAGUUUUCACCGGAAAAGGGCGUUCAGUCGCCUUUAAAGAGUUCGAAGCCGAAACAGAAACAUGGGUCGGGUUCGUCUCGCUCGAAUUCGUCGAAUUCUUCACCGGAGAGUGCGAUUUUCUCACCGGCCAAGAGAGUUUCAGGGAGGAAGCAGCGUUCGAAAUCGAAAUCCAAAGUGAAAUCUGGGUGGCUGUCUUCUCCGUUGGGUUCUUGCAAUUCGCUGAGGGAGGACUCUCCUUCGCCGCCGAGGAAAGCCGGGUGCUUCUGGUGUUCCCCGAAGAGCAAGAGUGCUAAUUCGUCUCAGAGGAAGAGUAAAGAAAAUGGGGGUGUUGGUGGUGGGAUUGGUUUGGAUUUCAGCGACGACGAUGAGGUCUUUUCAGGUUUGGGGAGUUUUUCGAAGAGAGAGCAGAGCAAGAUUCUGAAGAAGGCAAUGAAGGAGGAAGAGAAGAUCAGUAGAGAAGCUGAGAAAAUUGUCAAGUGGGCUAAGCAAGAGUCGGCUAGGAUGAAUGUGACUGGUAUUGACGAUGAACUUAGUGAUGAUUAAGAGUAGUGUUUACUACUAUGGUAAUCAAUAAUUUUGGGUGUGAUAGAAGCAAAUUAGGACGUAUAGGUAGAUAUCUGUUUUUGGUUUGGGUGAUCAUAUCUCAUAUAGAAGUAAUAUGGUAUACAUGAAUCUGUGUUAUAAAUGAUGAAGUGCUUUGAAUUUGUUGAAUUAAAUGAUAUGUGCUAGAGAAGUAUGGUGUUUCCAUAGCUAGUUAAAUU